AUGUCGGGUAUUGGUGGUAAAGGUGGUAAAGGAGGUAAAGGAGGCAAGGGAGUCACGUCGAAGCGAGCACCGCAGUCACGGUCGCAGCGUGCUGGGCUUCAGUUUCCCGUGGGUCGUAUCCACCGGUUCUUGAAGAAACGUGUAGCCAAUAAUCAACGUGUAGGUGCAACUGCGGCUGUGUAUGCCGCCGCAAUCAUGGAAUACUUGACUGCUGAGGUGCUCGAGCUAGCUGGCAAUGCCUCGAAAGACCUCAAGGUAAAGCGUAUCACGCCACGCCAUUUGCAGCUCGCUAUCCGUGGAGACGAGGAGCUAGAUACGUUGAUAAAGGCUACGAUUGCCGGUGGUGGCGUUAUUCCGCACAUUCACAAGAACCUCAUUAACAAGCAGAACAAGAAGCGGAUGCCUCUGUAG
Messenger RNA from Peronospora belbahrii, 411 nucleotides. The record is from the annotation of a GenBank genome assembly. NCBI's taxonomy places the organism in Eukaryota, Oomycota, Peronosporomycetes, Peronosporales, Peronosporaceae.